GCGAGGGGGAGGGGGAGGAGGCGAGGGGAAGACGAGGGGGAGGGGGAGGAGAGGCAAAGCGCGGGAAAUUCGCGGUUAUCUGGCGAGGACGGGGGAAGGCGGAAGCCAUGGAGAUCGACUCGGACAUUGCGCGAGUACAAGCGGAGAGGAGGAAGGCGGAAGAACUGGCGGCGCUGAGUGUGGCCGGCGGGUUUGAUACUGACUUGUACGGAGGAAUCGCUAAUCGGUAUGAAGGAUACGUGAAGUCCAUCCCAGUCAAUGAUGCCGACGAAGAGGAGCUGGACCCUACGGAGCGAGAGGUUGUUAGAAAGUUGUCUUCAUACACUGCACCAAAGUCGGUACUGUUGGACCUGCCACGCGGCGAAGGUGGUGAUGCAGAGUUGGGAUUUAGAAAGCCUCAGCGCAUCAUUGACAGGGAGGAUGACUACAGGGCAAGGAGGCACAACCGCCCACUAUCGCCAGACAGGACAGAUGCUUUUGCAUUGGGUGAUAAGACACCGGAUGCCUCAUUGCGUACAUAUGCUGAUGUUAUGCGAGAGGAAGCUGUUAGGAGGGGUAAGGAGGAGACUUUGCGGUUGAUUGCUAAGAAGAAGCAGGAGGAAGAAGAGAAGAGGAAAGAAGGCGGAGGGGCUCUCUCGAAACCUAUAAAGCCAGCUCAGCAAUCAGUAGGUGUGGUGCCAGCACCUAUUCCCCACACUGCAGGUGUCAAGAGGAGGAACCGUUGGGAUCAAGCUGGAGCGGAGGAUGCAUUGAAAAAGCCAAAGGUCACUUCAGAAUGGGACGCACCGGACUCGACACCUGGGCCCAGCCGGUGGGACGCAACGCCCACCCCAGGGCGUGUUGGUAUCGAGGCAACACCUACGCCAGCACGACGGAAUCGGUGGGAUGAAACUCCUACACCAGGGCGGCUUGUUGACUCUGACUCUACUCCCGCCGCGGGCAUGACACCUGGCGCAACGCCUGCAGGAAUGACUUGGGAUGCAACUCCAAAGGUUGGCAUUGCUACACCAACGCCUAAGCGCCAACGGUCACGCUGGGAUGAGACGCCAGCGACGAUGGGCAGUGCCACACCCACGGCCGGUGCAACCCCGAGCAUGUUCACCCCUGGGGUGACGCCACUUGGUGCAGCCGACCUAGCGACACCAACUCCAGGGCACAUUGCGUUGCGAACACCAAUGACUCCAGAGCAAUACAAUGCACUUCGCUGGGAGAGAGAUAUUGAAGAGCGCAACAGGCCUUUGUCUGAUGAGGAGCUGGAUGCCAUGUUUCCACAGGAGGGCUAUAAAAUCCUGGAACCGCCAGCAAGCUAUGUACCUAUCAGGACCCCAGCCAGGAAGCUGCUCGCGACACCGACCCCUGUUGGCGGCACUCCUAUGUAUCAGAUACCAGUGGAGGACCGUACUCAGCAGUUUGAUGUCCCUAAAGAGCCUCCAGGAGGCUUGCCUUUCCUGAAGCCCGAAGAUUACCAAUACUUUGGGUCCCUCUUGAACGAGAAGGAAGAUGAAGAAAUGAGCCCGGAGGAGGCCAAGGAGAGAAAGAUUAUGAAACUGCUGCUCAAGGUCAAGAAUGGCAGUCCUCCUCAGCGGAAGACGGCUCUUCGACAGCUCACCGACAAAGCGCGGGAAUUUGGUGCCGGGGCGCUAUUCAAUCAGAUAUUGCCUCUGCUAAUGUCUCCUACUCUGGAAGAUCAGGAGCGGCAUCUUCUUGUCAAGGUUAUUGACAGAAUUCUCUACAAACUAGAUGAGCUGGUCCGCCCAUACGUGCACAAAAUUCUUGUGGUGAUUGAACCCCUUCUAAUCGAUGAAGAUUACUAUGCACGUGUUGAAGGCCGGGAGAUCAUAUCUAAUCUGAGCAAGGCGGCUGGGUUGGCAACGAUGAUUGCUGCAAUGAGGCCGGAUAUUGACAAUAUCGACGAGUAUGUGCGGAACACCACUGCACGUGCAUUUUCUGUGGUUGCGUCAGCUCUGGGUAUUCCUGCACUCUUGCCAUUCCUUAAGGCAGUUUGUCAAAGCAAAAAGUCCUGGCAGGCCAGACACACAGGUAUCAAGAUUUGCCAGCAGAUUGCCAUACUUAUGGGCUGCGCCGUGCUUCCGCAUCUGAAGUCGCUUGUCGAAAUCAUGGAGCACGGACUAAGUGACGAAAACCAGAAGGUGCGGACUAUUACUGCAUUGGCGCUUGCUGCACUGGCUGAGGCCUCUGCGCCUUAUGGUAUUGAGAGUUUUGAUUCUGUGCUGAAGCCUCUCUGGAAGGGCAUACGGACACACAGAGGAAAAGUGCUGGCAGCUUUUCUCAAAGCCAUUGGGUUCAUCAUUCCCCUCAUGGACGCGAUGUAUGCAAGCUACUAUACCAGGGAGGUGAUGGUUAUAUUGAUUCGGGAGUUCCAGUCUCCUGAUGAGGAAAUGAAGAAGAUUGUGUUGAAGGUGGUCAAGCAGUGUGUCAGCACGGAUGGUGUGGAAGCAGACUACAUUAGGGAGGAGAUUCUACCGGACUUCUUCCGGAACUUCUGGGUCCGAAGGAUGGCGCUGGACAGGAGGAAUUACCGCCAGCUUGUUGAUACCACAGUGGAGAUUGCAAACAAGGUGGGAACUUCUGAUAUCAUUGGAAGAGUUGUGGAAGACUUGAAAGACGAGAGCGAGCCGUAUCGACGAAUGGUUAUGGAAACUAUGGAGAAGGUGGUGGCUAAUCUUGGUACAUCGGACAUUGAUGCCCGUCUUGAGGAGCUGCUUAUUGAUGGCAUCCUGUAUGCAUUCCAGGAGCAGUAUCCGGAGGUGCUGGGAUCGAUUCUCGGUGCCUUGAAGGCUAUCGUGAACGUUAUUGGAAUGACAAAGAUGACACCUCCAAUCAAAGAUCUACUGCCAAGGCUCACUCCUAUCCUGAAGAACAGGCACGAAAAGGUGCAGGAGAACUGCAUUGAUCUUGUCGGACGAAUUGCUGACAGGGGUGCGGAAUUCGUGCCUGCGCGAGAAUGGAUGCGAAUUUGUUUCGAGCUACUUGAAAUGCUGAAGGCCCACAAGAAGGGAAUCCGGCGAGCAACCGUGAACACAUUUGGGUACAUUGCGAAAGCUAUCGGGCCACAGGAUGUACUGGCCACACUGCUGAAUAACCUCAAGGUGCAGGAGCGUCAGAAUCGUGUUUGCACAACGGUUGCAAUUGCUAUUGUGGCUGAGACAUGCUCUCCUUUCACAGUCUUGCCUGCCCUUAUGAACGAGUAUCGCGUACCCGAGCUGAACGUCCAGAAUGGUGUUCUGAAGUCCCUUUCUUUCUUGUUUGAGUAUAUCGGAGAGAUGGGAAAAGACUACAUUUAUGCUGUCACUCCUCUGCUGGAAGAUGCCUUGAUGGAUCGCGACUUGGUACACCGUCAGACUGCGGCAUCGGCAGUGAAGCACAUGGCCCUCGGAGUUGCUGGCUUGGGAUGCGAAGAUGCUCUGGCACAUCUGUUGAAUUAUGUGUGGCCUAACAUCUUUGAGACAUCGCCUCAUGUCAUCAAUGCUGUGACGGAAGCAGUCGAAGGGUUGAGGGUAGCUCUCGGUCCGUGCAUCGUCCUCAACUACUGCUUGCAGGGUCUUUUCCAUCCGGCGAGAAAAGUGCGGGAAGUGUACUGGAAAGUCUAUAAUUCACUGUACAUCGGCGCUCAGGAUGGGCUAGUAGCCGCGUAUCCGAUCUUGGAAGACGAUGGAAACAACACAUAUAGCAGACCUGAACUCAACAUGUUCAUCUGAAAGGGAGGUGUUUUUUUCAGAGGAGAGAGAGUUCUGAAAAGAGGAACCGACCACACGUGUCAUUGUGCCCAUUUGGUCAUUCAUUCAUCUGUUGCUAAGUGAUUUCCGUCCACCACAGCAGCCUGUUCUGCGUCCCUUCAUCCCUUCCCCCUCCCCAGCCCCGCUCUAUGUUCCGUCCUCCCACCCCUCGGCUGAGUCCGCUCCCUGUAUGAUUGAAUAGAUGUUACGGGAAUUUCACCAACACAAAAGUACACACAGCUUGCACUGACCAGGAGGCAUGAGCUGCUGCUGCUGCUGCUGCUGAGUUAUUAGCUCCCUCUGCCAAACAUAAUUGGCAUCUGUAUUGUAUAGUCCCCGUUUCGGCUCGGCAAAUUUGUUCAUCAGAGCAGAGUCUGUGUGCAGGAUUCACCCCAAGUCUUGUUGAUCCCCCGUCUUUUCUGUUUUUUCAAUCGUUUUCCGAUGCCCAGUCUUGGUCUCUUUAUGUUUUGUUUCAUUUCCGUCCCUGUUGCUGCAGUCAUGACCACAGUUAUUGAGAGCUGGUAUGAACAUCAGCUAGUUUGAUACAGAAGGUUCACGUCUCGGCAGGGUGUCUCUGCCUGUGGCAGCAGUUCCGGAGGAAAGGCAGGUGCACAGCGAGAACUCGCAAAAACAAAACAAAAAAAAACUUAAUGUUCCUGCAAAUGCAUUGCGCCCUCACAUUGACUGUAUCGGAAUGGAAAAAUUAGUUUGUACAUGUUCACGAUUAGGAUGCGUUGUGUUCGGGGGAAGACGGAGGUUUGAGAGGUUCAUGUCUCUGGAGUCUGGAGGUCUUGCCUCCUGUGGUGGUGAUACAGUUCUGGCUGGCUGUAUUGAUAGUAGUAGACAAAUGCAGCGAGAACGGGGAUUGAACAGCAGCUACCGUCUUCACCGGAAUAAAACGUACAUGUCAUGAUUGCUGUAUUUGGGGAAGCAUUCAGUCUAUAGAUACAGCGACAAUGACCGUACGUUCUAUUUGGGUGAAGUUGGUAGUAAGCGGCAGGAAAGCUUCUUGUCCCCGGUGGGUGUCUCUCAUCUACAUGGGAUUUGAACUCCCGCCACGUUGGGGGUGGGUAUUUGAACCACAGAGUCGUCGUAUGUUUGUUUCCUGCAGCCUCUCGGUUCCACAAAAUUUGCUUGUUUAGCGAGGAAAGGCGUAAGCGUCGAGGAGACAAGUCUCCCUUUGUUUCCAGUCCGUCAUCAGUGUGCUUCCAUACACGAAUGUCUUGCCACCCAAUUGCUCGUCGCCAUCCGGCAAUGGCUAGAGCCAGGUGGAGAAUGCUUGCAGUCCGGAGGGUUUUUUCUUUCAGAAUCUGUUAUUAGUGUGCCCUUGUGUGUGCGCCAGCCCACUUUGCAUCACAGCCGUUCAGUGUGCGGUUUUCUUAAUCAAAGGGAGUAGGAAUUUUUUACUGUUUCAAAGUUCAACCGCCAUAUGAGGAAUGAUGGUUCAAAAAAAAAAAAAAAAACGAGAGGAGGAAUGAUGGUCGCAGAUGGUCUCUGUGUUUGUCGGUCCGGAGAAAUAGGGAGAAUGAAGUUUAUGGUAGGUU
Molecule: messenger RNA, 5281 nt
Organism: Chara braunii
Lineage: Eukaryota; Viridiplantae; Streptophyta; Charophyceae; Charales; Characeae
Source: the annotation of a GenBank genome assembly